AUGGCGAGUGAAUGUGAGAAGAACACAGUCGACCCUCGACCCUCAACUUCUACUCAACUUGUCGAGGCCCGCGACUACUCCAUCAUUGCAGACCUUCUUCUCCCCUCCCAACCCCUCGUCCUCACCAUGGACCUAGACCUCCACGACCCCGACAACGACGCGCUCAGCCGUUUUCCCAUCCCUCACCUCGCCCAAGACCUCAGCAACUACUACGCCUGGCAACACGCGCUCUACUUCCACCUGCGCUACCACGGCGUCUUUUACUUUAUCACCGGCCACGAACAAAGCCGCUGGGACUUGCGCUGGCAGGCAUGUGGUGUAGACGACAACGACGAUGACGGGAAUCCGAAUCCGAAUCCGAAUCCGCCGCCUACCAAGCACGACCGCAAGAACUACCAGCGUCGCAACAUGCAUGCGUACGCGAUCCUGUUCUCGAAAAUCGAAAGUAUCGUCCCGGCGCUCCUGGCGGCUGGGUGGGAUGGCGAUAAGGAUUCGUUUGGGUUUCGGACGGAUUUGUUGUGGAAUCGAGUCCAGGAGCUGAGGCAUGUGCAGCGGGAGCAGCGGGAGCAGGAGAGGGUAGCUUCGCGGCUGGGUACUACGAACCAUUCCAUGUCGUCGCGCGCGAUCAGUUUGACGGAUGAUGAGUAG
This is a messenger RNA of Neurospora crassa OR74A, 648 nucleotides long. RefSeq lists its product as hypothetical. The transcript is spliced from 3 exons. The record is from RefSeq and is a predicted model, not a curated record. NCBI's taxonomy places the organism in Eukaryota, Fungi, Ascomycota, Sordariomycetes, Sordariales, Sordariaceae. Bases 1 to 648 code for a protein of 215 amino acids.